CACAAGGCUAUAGUUCAACAUCCCAAUCUGGGGCACAUAUCCCAUUUCAAAUUCCAGGCUCUUUGACUUCAAGGCACUGCAACAAUUGUAAGCCAACCACCCUGGAGUUCACCCUGGGACCAGGAAAGGUCCACGCAGACGUGUCCGUGCAGCUCGGUCCAGGUGAAAUUAAAAAAGAGGGACGUAACACCAUCCGGUAGUUUUUAGCCACAGGGCUACGCCGAGCCACACAGAACAGCCAAUGGGAGCGGUAAAGCUGGCCCAGGUGCUUCUGGGAUGGUCGGCUGUGUGCUGGGCCGCUGUCCACACAGCGUAUGGCCAGGCAGGAGCGGGUGACGGAACGUACCAAGCCAGCCGCUUCACCGAAAAGGUGGAUGAGAGGGAGGUGCAGAGGGUUCGCCGGAGAGGCCAGGAGACACUCAGAGGGCCCAAUGUGUGUGGCUCUCGGUUCCAUUCCUACUGCUGCCCUGGCUGGAAGACUCUGCCUGGGGGAAACCAGUGUAUUGUCCCGAUCUGCCGUAACUCGUGUGGCGAUGGUUUCUGCUCCAGACCCAACAUGUGCACCUGUGGUAGCGGUCAGCUCUCCCCCAGCUGUGGGGCCGGAGCUGGAGUGCAGAGCUGUAACGUCAGGUGUAUGAACGGAGGCAGCUGCCAAGAAGACUCAUGCUCUUGUCAGAAGGGCUACACAGGCAAUCACUGUGGACAGCCUGUGUGUGAGAACGGUUGCCAGAACGGAGGGCGCUGCAUUGGGCCCAACCGAUGUGCCUGUGUCUACGGCUUCACUGGCCCGCAGUGCGAGAGAGACUACAGAACCGGGCCCUGCUUCACGCAGGUCAACAACCAGAUGUGCCAGGGCCAGCUGAGUGGCAUCGUGUGCACCAAGACGCUCUGCUGUGCCACCAUUGGACGGGCGUGGGGACACCCCUGUGAGAUGUGCCCCGCCCAACCUCACCCCUGUCGCAGAGGCUUCAUCCCCAACAUCCGCAGCGGAGCGUGCCAGGACGUGGAUGAGUGUCAGGCUGUCCCCGGGCUGUGUGCUGGCGGAAACUGUAUCAACACAGUGGGCUCGUAUGAGUGUAAAUGUCCUGCAGGCCAUCGCCAGAGUGACACCAGCCACAAGUGUGAAGACAUAGACGAGUGCAGCACCAUCCCAGGUGUGUGCGACGGAGGUGAGUGCACCAACACGGCCGGCAGCUACGUCUGCACAUGUCCACGCGGUUACGUCACCAGCACCGACGGUGCCAGAUGUGUAGACCAGCGCCUGGGCACGUGUUUCUCAGCGUUGGCCAAUGGGCGAUGUGCAGGCGACCUACAGGGCCAGUUUACCAAGAUGCAGUGCUGCUGUGACACUGGCCGCUGCUGGGCCUCUGGACAGAUCCCUGAGAUGUGCCCUGUCAGGGGGUCUGAUGAAUACAGGAGGCUGUGCAUUGAGGGGGUAGCCCACGGCACGGGGAACGUACAUUUCCCCCAUGGUGUUUUCCUUAACGGUGGUGGCUACCCCAGCAAAGGUGGCAUCAACAACCGUUAUCCCUAUCCCAACGGACCCAAUGGCUACGGUCCUAAUGGCAACGGCGGCGGAGGAAACGGAGGCGGCCGUGAUGUUGCUCCUGUGUCGGUCAAUGACACCGUGGACGUGUGUAAACAUUUCACCAACCUGUGUCUGAACGGUCGCUGUAUCCCCACACCCACCAGUUACCGAUGUGAAUGUAACAUGGGGUACAGGCCGGACGUACGCGGGGAGUGCAUCGAUGUGGAUGAAUGCGUCAGCAACCCCUGUGUCAAUGGGGACUGUGUCAACACACCUGGAUCAUACCACUGCAAAUGUCACGAAGGUUACCAGGGCACCCCCACCAAACAGGCCUGCAUAGACAUUGAUGAGUGCAUUGUGAACGGUGUGAUGUGUCGUAAUGGACGUUGUGUCAACACUGACGGAAGCUUCCAGUGCAUCUGCAAUGCUGGCUUUGAACUCACUCCUGAUGGGAAGAACUGCAUAGAUCAUGAUGAGUGUGCCACCACCAACAUGUGCCUGAAUGGAAUGUGUAUCAACGAGGAUGGAAGCUUCAAGUGCAUCUGUAAACCUGGCUUUGCUCUGGCGCCUAACGGACGCUAUUGUACAGACAUCGAUGAGUGCCUGACGCCAGGCAUCUGCAUGAACGGACGAUGCAUCAACUCCGAGGGCUCCUUCCGCUGCGAGUGCCCACCGGGCCUGGCCAUCGAUGUGGACGGGAGAGUGUGUGUGGACACGCACAUGCGCACCACCUGCUACGGCGCCAUCAAGAUGGGCACUUGCUCAAGGCCGUUCCCAGGCGCCGUCACUAAGUCCGAGUGCUGCUGCGCCAGUCCCGAACAUGGCUUCGGAGAGCCCUGCCAGCCCUGCCCUGCGCGGAACUCAGCCGAGUUCCAGGCGGUGUGCAGCAGUGGUAUUGGCAUCACGGCUGACGGCAGAGAUAUCAAUGAGUGUGCUCUGGACCCAGACAUCUGUCAGAACGGCAUGUGUGAGAACCUACGAGGCAGCUACCGCUGCAUUUGUAACAUUGGCUACGAGUCAGACUCCAGCGGCAAGAACUGCGUGGACAUCAAUGAGUGCCUAGUGAACCGUCUGCUAUGUGACAACGGUCUGUGUAGAAACACGCCUGGCAGCUACACUUGCUCCUGUCCCAAAGGCUUUGUCUUCAAACCGGACUCGGAGACCUGCGAAGAUAUCAACGAGUGUGAGUCCAGCCCCUGUGUCAACGGACUCUGCCGGAACAUCGCUGGCUCCUUCAACUGCGAGUGUUCCCAUGGCAGCAAACUGGACUCCACCAACACCAUCUGCGUGGACAGCAUGAAGGGAACCUGCUGGCUAAACAUCCAAGAUGGCCGUUGUGAGGUCAACAUUAAUGGAGCCACACUUAAGUCUGAGUGCUGCUCUACCCUGGGAGCCGCCUGGGGCAGCCCCUGCGAACGCUGUGAAAUCGACACCGCCUGCUCUAGAGGGUUCGCUCGUAUGAAGGGAGUCACCUGUGAAGACAUCAAUGAGUGUGAGGUGUUCCCCGGGGUGUGCACCAACGGGCGCUGCGUCAACACCCAGGGCUCCUUCCGUUGCGAUUGUGCUGAGGGACUCACUCUGGAUGGCAGCGGGCGCACCUGCGUGGACGUGCGCAGCGAGCAGUGCUACAUGAAGUGGCACGAGGAUGAGUGUGGCGAGCCACUGCCCGGCCGCUACCGUGUGGACAUGUGCUGCUGCUCGGUCGGGGCGGCCUGGGGCCUGGACUGUGAGGAGUGUCCCAAAGAGGGCUCCCCAGAGUACAAGGCCAUAUGCCCGCGAGGACCAGGCUUCGCCAAUCGAGGAGACAUACUGACCGGCAGACCCUUCUACAAAGAUGUGAAUGAGUGCAAGGUGUUCAACAGCCUUUGUUCCCACGGAACGUGUCGCAACACGAUCGGCAGCUUCAAAUGUCGCUGCAGCCGGGGAUUUGCCCUGACCAUGGAAGAGAGGAACUGCACGGAUAUUGAUGAAUGUCGUAUCUCUCCGGAUCUGUGCGGCCAUGGCACCUGUGUCAACACCCUGGGCACCUUUGAGUGUGAAUGCUUCGAGGGUUACGAGAGUGGCGUCCUGAUGAUGAAGACCUGCAUGGACAUUGAUGAAUGUGAGCGGAACCCACUUCUUUGCCGAGGAGGCAAUUGUCUGAACACAGAGGGGAGUUAUGAGUGUGAAUGUCCCCCAGGACACCAGCUCAGCCCAGAUGGUUCCUCCUGCGAAGAUGUGAACGAGUGUCAGCUGAGUGACAACCUGUGUAAGAAUGGCCACUGUGUGAACAUGGUGGGGAACUACCAGUGCUCCUGUGACACAGGUUACCAGGUGACACCGGACCGGCAGGGCUGUGUGGAUAUUGAUGAGUGCACCAUAAUGAAUGGCGGCUGUGACACACACUGUACCAACUCGGAGGGCAGUUACGAGUGCAGCUGUAGUGAGGGCUAUGCACUCAUGCCUGACCUCAGGACCUGUGCUGAUAUUGACGAGUGUGAAGACACCCCUGAUAUCUGUGAUGGAGGCCAGUGCACCAACAUCCCUGGGGAGUACCGCUGCCUCUGCUACGACGGCUUCAUGGCCUCCAUGGACAUGAGGACCUGCAUCGAUGUGAAUGAGUGUGACCUGAACUCUAACAUCUGUCUGCACGGGGACUGUGAGAACACCAAGGGAUCCUUCAUCUGUCACUGCCAGCUCGGAUACUUUGUCAAGAAAGGCUCAACAGGCUGCACAGACAUCGACGAGUGUGAGAUCGGGGCCCACAACUGUGACAUGCAUGCCGCCUGCGUCAACGUUCCCGGGAGCUUCAAGUGCCGCUGUCGGGACGGCUGGGUGGGGGAUGGCAUCAAGUGUGUGGACCUGGAUGAGUGUUCCACUGAGGAGCACAACUGCAACCCCAACGCAGACUGUGUGAACACCCCCGGCUCCUACCGCUGUGCCUGUAAGGAUGGCUUCAACGGGGACGGCUUCUCCUGCUCUGACAUGGACGAGUGUGCUGACAACGUCAACCUGUGUGAGAACGGCCAGUGUCUGAAUGCCCCGGGGGGGUACCGCUGCGAGUGCGAGAUGGGCUUCACCCCCACUGAGGACAGCAAGGCCUGCCAGGAUAUCGACGAAUGUAACUUCCAGAACAUCUGUGUGUUUGGAACAUGUCAGAAUCUCCCAGGGAUGUUCAGGUGUGUUUGUGACGACGGCUACGAGCUGGACCGCAGUGGAGGAAACUGCACUGACAUUAACGAGUGUGCCGAUCCGGUGAACUGCAUCAACGGCUUGUGUGUGAACACGCCGGGAAGCUACAUGUGCAACUGUCCUCAUGACUUUGAGCUCAACCCUACCGGAGUGGGCUGCGUGGACACGCGGGUCGGGAACUGUUUCCUGGACACGUUGGCGCGCGGCGACGGUGGGAUCUCCUGCAGCGCCGAGAUUGGCGUGGGCGUGACCCGCGCCUCCUGCUGCUGCUCCCUGGGAGGGGCUUGGGGAAACCCCUGUGAACUGUGCCCUUCCAUCAACUCCACGGAGUACAAAACCCUUUGUCCCGGGGGAGAGGGCUUUAGACCCAACCCCAUUACUGUCAUCCUGGAAGACAUUGAUGAGUGCCAGGAGCUGCCUGGCCUUUGCCAGGGCGGGAACUGUGUCAACACCUUCGGCAGCUUCCAGUGCGAAUGCCCCGCUGGGUACUACCUCAACGAGGAGACGCGCAUCUGUGAAGACAUCGAUGAGUGCACGGCCCACAUUGGAAUCUGCGGCCCGGGGACCUGUUACAACACGCUGGGGAACUACACCUGUGUCUGUCCUCCUGAGUACAUGCAGGUCAACGGAGGCAACAACUGCAUGGACAUGAGGAAGAGCGUUUGCUACCGCAACUUCAACGACACGUGCGAGAACGAGCUCUCCUUCAACAUGACCAAGAAGAUGUGCUGCUGCGCCUACAACGUGGGCAAGGCCUGGAACAAGCCGUGUGAAGCCUGUCCCACCCCGGCCACGUCGGCGUAUCAGUUGCUGUGCGGGAACCAGGCUCCUGGGUUCAUCAUAGACAUCCACACGGGGAAGCCCAUCGAUAUUGAUGAGUGCAGGGAGAUCCCUGGUAUUUGUGCCAACGGGGUGUGUAUCAACCAGAUAGGAAGCUUCCGCUGUGAGUGUCCCAUGGGCUUCAGCUACAACAACAUACUGCUCAUAUGUGAAGAUAUUGAUGAGUGUAACAGCGGAGACAACCUGUGCCAGCGCAACGCCAACUGUAUCAACAUCCCAGGGAGCUACCGGUGCGAGUGCUCCCCAGGCUUCAAGCUGUCCCCCAGUGGGGCCUGUGUGGAUCGUAAUGAGUGCCAGGAGAUCUCUAACGUGUGUAGCCAUGGAGAAUGCAUCGACACUCAGGGCAGCUACCGCUGCCUGUGUCACAACGGAUUCAAGGCCACAGCUGACCAGACCAUGUGCAUGGAUAUUGAUGAGUGUGACAGACAGCCGUGUGGAAAUGGAACCUGCAAGAACACAGUGGGCUCCUACAACUGUCUGUGCUUCCCCGGCUUUGAGCUCACUCACAACAACGACUGCAUGGACAUUGACGAGUGCAGUGCGUUGGUCGGUCAGGUCUGCAGGAACGGCCGGUGUAUAAAUGGCCUGGGGUCCUUCCAGUGUCUCUGUGAGGACGGCUAUGAACUGACCCCCGACGGAAAGAACUGUGUCGAUAUCAAUGAGUGUGUGAGUUUUCCCGGCACCUGCUCUCCUGGAACCUGCCAUAACCUUGAUGGAACAUUCCGCUGUCUCUGCCCUAUUGGAUACGAAGUCCUGAAUGACCAGUGUAUAGAUAUCAACGAGUGUGAUACAGAGCCCAAUAUCUGCCAGUUUGGCACAUGCAAAAACACCCCAGGAAGCUUCCAGUGUAUCUGCCAGAGUGGCUUUGUGCUGUCUGACAACGGACGACGCUGCUUCGAUACCAGAUCCAGCUUCUGCUUCACCCGCUUUGAGUCUGGCAAGUGUUCUGUGCCCAAAGCCUUCAACACCACUAAGGCCAAGUGCUGCUGCAGCAAAAUGCCAGGCGAAGGCUGGGGAGAUCCCUGUGAGCUGUGCCCACGUGAGACCGAAGCGGCUUUCGACAGCCUGUGUCCCUACGGUCACGGCGCUCUGCCUGGACUGGGGGAUGCCCGAGAGGAUAUGAAUGAGUGCCUGGACAAUGCAGACAUCUGUCAGAAUGGGGUCUGUAUCAACACAGACGGAUCAUUCCGCUGCGAUUGUCCUUUCGGCUACAAACUGGACUACACCGGGGUCAACUGUGUUGACAUGGAUGAGUGCUCCGUGGGGAACCCCUGUGGCAAUGGGACCUGUACCAACGUUCUGGGGGGCUUUGAGUGCUCCUGUCAUGAAGGCUUUGAACCCGGAUCCAUGAUGACCUGUGAAGAUAUCAACGAGUGUUCCUUAAACCCCCUGCUGUGUGCCUUCCGCUGUGUGAACACCUUUGGCUCCUACGAGUGCAUGUGUCCCUCUGGCUACGUGCUGCGCGACGACCACCGGAUGUGCAGAGACCAGGAUGAGUGUUCCGAGGGCCUGGAUGAUUGUGAGUCCAAGGGCAUGUCCUGUAAGAACCUGAUUGGUACCUUCAUGUGUAUCUGUCCCCUGGGCAUGCAGCGCAGACCUGACGGAGAGGGCUGCAUGGACCUGAAUGAGUGCCGCGCGAAGCCCGGCAUCUGUAAGAACGGCCGCUGUGAGAACAGAGUGGGCAGCUACCGCUGUGUGUGCAAUGAGGGCUUCCAGGCCAGCUCCACUGAAACAGAGUGUAUCGAUAACCGACAGGGCUUCUGCUUCAUGGAGGUUCUUCAGACUAUGUGCCAGCAGGGCUCCACCAACCGGAACAGCGUCACCAAGUCUGAGUGCUGCUGCAACGUCGGCCGUGGCUGGGGACCCCAGUGCGAGCUGUGCCCGCUGCCUGGCACCGUGCAGUACAAGAGGAUGUGCCCACAGGGGCCUGGGUACACCACCGAUGGCAGAGACAUCAACGAGUGCAAAGUGAUGCCAGACCUGUGUAAGAACGGACAGUGCAUCAACACCAUUGGAUCAUUCCGCUGCCACUGCAACGUGGGUUAUACUGCCGACUUCACUAGCACCUCCUGCAUUGAUACGGAUGAGUGUUCCGCGUCUCCCAAGCCAUGUAACUUCCUGUGUAAGAACACGGAGGGCAGCUACCUGUGUUCCUGUCCGAGAGGAUACAUCCUGCAGCCAGACGGCAAGAGCUGCAAAGAUCUGGAUGAGUGUUCUACUAAGCAGCACAACUGUCAGUUCCUGUGUGUGAACACCAUCGGAGGGUUUACCUGCAAAUGUCCUGCCGGAUUCACCCAGCACCAGACAGCCUGCAUCGAUAACAACGAGUGUAACGGCCAGAACAGUGUGUGUGGCUCCCGAGCCUCGUGUGUCAACACGCCCGGCAGCUUCAACUGUGACUGUGGGAAAGGCUUCUCUCUGGACAGCACUGGCAUUGAGUGUGAAGAUGUGGAUGAGUGCGGCACCAACCACCGCUGCCAGCACGGCUGUCAGAACAUGAUGGGGGGCUUCCGUUGCGGCUGUCCUCAGGGCUACGUACAGCACUAUCAGUGGAACCAGUGUGUGGACGAGAAUGAGUGUUCGGGUGCGUCGGUGUGCGGCUCGGCUUCCUGCUACAACACGUUGGGCAGCUUUAAGUGUGUGUGUCCAUCCGGCUUUGACUUCGAACAGGGAGCCGGGGGCUGCCAGGAUGUCAACGAGUGUUCCAUGGGCGGUAACCCCUGCAGCUUUGGAUGCUCCAACACCGACGGGGGCUACCUGUGUGGCUGUCCCGGGGGCUACUACAGAGCCGGACAGGGUCACUGCAUAACCGGCCAGGGCUUCCAGGGCCAGUACAGUUCCGAGGGAGACGACGAGGACAGCCUGUCUCCGGAGGCCUGCUACGAAUGUAAGAUCAACGGAGACGCCGCCAAGAGUGGCCGCCACAGACGUCACGCCGGGGACAAUGACCUCACGGAGGUCAGCAUGGCCAGCGUGGACAUCCAGGAGUCCAUCCCCAUGAACCUGAGCCUGGCGUCGCUGCACAACAAGGAGCCCCUGCUGGAGCUGCUGCCGGCGCUGGAGCCCCUGGAGCACCACGUGCGCUACGUCAUCACCCACGGCAACCAGGGCGAGCACUUCCGCCUGCUGGAGCGCCGUGACGGGAAGAGCGUGCUGAGGUUGGGCAGGAAGCCUCCUCCCCCCGGCUCCUACCGCCUGGAGAUCGCCAGCCUGCGCUUGUUUGGGCCGCGGCGCCUCCGCCAGCUGGAGGAGGAACAUGACAGCGACUACCUGCUGGGGGAGAUAGGAGACGCCCUGCGCAUCAAGCUGCACAUCCACCUGCACUGAACUGCAUGUGCUCCAACCCUCCCCACUCCCCUCCCAGCCUUUGGAAGGACCUUAUAAUGACCCCUUUGACCCUUGACCUUAAGCCCAGAACCAUCCCCAACCAAUCUGGGUAGGGGGGCUUUGAAAGACUGAGUCAAACAGCCCAACCACCACUUUUAAAUUGUCAACUACGUUUUUUUUUUUGUUUUGUUAUCCCGACUACCCACACACGCUGUCCCUGUCUUACCUGCCCCGCCCCCGACCCUCGACACCCGACCCCCGACCCCCAACUCAUAUUCCACUUGGAGAACAAGUGGAGGAGAUUACAGAAAGGUGUGCUUUGUUUGGACCACAAACCCCUGCCAUUUUAGAUUUUACUCACAAAAUCACUGACCAUUUAUGCCCUCGAAUCCAUGAAGCUCUGGGAUGAAGUGGAAAUUGAAGGAGAUGCACAAAACAAGCUGAAAAUGGUUGAAAUGGUAAAGUGUUAUAAAGUAGAUAAUGUAUUUUGCUGUUGAGUUGAGCGCCUAUACGACAACCUUCUAACGGUGAAGUGGUAAUGUAAGAACCACUGAUUAGCUAGGACAGUAAUAGGGGUGUUGGUGAAUGGAGGUCCAAGCUGUCCCUCACCUGUCUGUAAUCUCUGUGAAAUCACAACACUGAGGUUAGAGGUCAAUGCUUCACCCUACUCUGUACUCGAAUGUGUCUUUUAAUGUAUUGUACUGUUACAAAAAAUGUUCACACCAAGGACUGCAACACGACAGGUUUCUUGACCAAUGGAGAGUUGGCCAUCAUGCCUGGAGUCACGUCCAGGAACAGAAUACCAUGUGUCUGUCUACUGUUUCUGAUCAUGUCUACAUGUUAUCAGGGGUGGGCAGGGCUGGUGUGAUGGCGUGUGCUGUGUGACCACUUUCUAUUACCUCCGUGCUCCUCAGUCAUGUUCUCCCCUCAACAUACAUUAAUAGCUGACCCUGGCCAGGAGAGGGCCACACUAGCCCCGUUCACACCUGCCUCUGACGUGUCCUUCAUCUUGAUCUUGUCCUGAUCUGGGCCUCGUCUAGUCUGUUUACGGUCAUAAGAUCUGAUGGAAAUCGGAUGAAAGUCUGUCUUUCGAUUGUCUGCAACGAUAAGAAUGUGGACAAGGUCAGGACAAAGGACACAUGUUAAAAAACAUAUCCCUCAGCAUGAACCUGGUCCAGUGUCUCAGAGACAGGAGGUAGACCCUGUCUCUAAUCACUGGUCCAAGGUCAGGUGGGUUAUCUCCUUAAUGCUUAAGAUCUGUGGUUAGGGGCAAAAUAUACCUCAAGCAUUAAUGUCCUCCCUCCAGUAGACAGCCAGGACAUUGCACUCAUGGUGCUACAGUUUUAUAACAUGCACUGAAACUGCUCUUUGAAUGUAAUCAGGGAGACUUUGCGGAGAUAUGCAGCAAACAGGUCCUGAUGUAUUCAGUGUUUUGGAGAUUUUUUGAGAGCUGGAAUUGACUGGUAGUGAGGACUGUUGGUGGACCCCACUGCAGCCCAAAACAAACAGCUGGAGAUGACACGUACUGUAACAUCGUUGGUGGUCUGUGACAACAUUGCCGAAAGAGAUGCACAGCAUUUGGGAUAUAUACAGAACACACAUGAAUGCAGACACAAGCAGAUACACACACACACUCUCUCACGCGCAUAUUGGUGACAAAGAACCUCACGAAAAACAUGCGUCAAUCAGGUCAUAAUUGAUUUUUUUUUUCUCAAAGAAAAAAAGGUGCUAAAUAAUUCCAUCUCUUAUUAAGCUGUACAAAACAAUUGCAGUCUUGCAAAAGUGACAUUUUUACUAGGUUUUGUUUGUUUUACGUUUGUCUGUCUUUUGUAAUGUCUUAAUGCUGAAAACCAAUAUUAUCGAACUCGCUUGGAAAUUAAAUUGUAUAUUUUUAAGUAAUAUGUAGAUGUUUUUGAUGUUAUUGUUUUUACACGCGUCAACGCCGCCCAAACCAAAUACUUAUUGAAACCCAAAACCGAAGGCCUUAAAGUGCUAGUGAAUCUGUUUUGCUCAGAAAAUAUCAGAUUGAAGUGGCAUACAUUUAGUGAUCAUGCAGUAGAUUAGGAUGUGGCCUUAAUUUGUUCCACUGUUUACCAAUCCCUGUUCUUCACAGCUCGUACUGCAGUCUCUGAGCACAUGCCGCUGUUGGUCAGUAGGUGUGAUUUGCCAAAAGCCAGAAUCAGUUUGUACAGCAACAGUCAUAGGUGUUGGAAAGACAAGGUGACCAGGCUUUAUAGCAUCAGAGAUCAAUACACAGCUACAGUAACAUUCCCAUUCAACAGUGUGGCUCGGUAUUUUCAACUUGACACUGUAACGAACACAAAGGAUAGGAUCAAUGCAAACUCAAUGGGCCAUCCAUCUCACUCUCACACUGGCAGUGUCCAGUCCCGUUUCUUGUGCUCAACUAUGAUUUUGCUCUCUGAACAUCCAAGGUGACUGCACCGUUCACGCCAGCCAGGCCUAUAUUUAUGCAUAAUCAUUUUUCUAACAUGAGAACUUUUCAUUCUUUGUAUUGUGUUAUUUUAUUUUAGUUGCCACUAGCUACAUGUUGUAAAGGAUGUGCGUGUGUGUACUGUAUCUCAAAUUCAGUGUCAAACUGGAACUUCACUGUUGUCAACAGUUGAUGGGUCACAUUUGAUUUGAAUUUGAGGGAGAACAUAACUCAGUUCUACAGAGGUGCUCAGUACGGUGUAGAGAACCUCAACAACUAUUAAUCUCUCAGAAACCAGCUAAUGGUUUCUAUGACAAUCAUUGAAGCAUAUCAUACCUCUAUCUGGAACCAAACUGAACCUCCCUGACCAUCAAGUAUUUUCUGAUUUUCCAAACUUGUAUUUUAGACUAUCCAUUCAAGGUUCAUCCCUGCAAAGAAACGUUUGUUGUUAGGACAUUCCUGGAACAUCAGGAGGUUUGGUCAUGUUCCCCUGAACGUCUUUAAGAUGUCCUUUUUGCUGAGAUAUCAUGAAUUAGGUAUAAACAUUUGCGAUCUUUAAACCUGAGGGAUUCUUAUCAUUUUGUGAGCUUUUGUCAGUGACAUAAUUGGCAAUAAAAGUAUUGUGGGUUAUAUUUUUAA
This is a messenger RNA of Esox lucius (northern pike), 11936 nucleotides long. It is a transcript of the gene fbn3, whose product is annotated as fibrillin 2b. The coding region runs from base 242 to 8866 and encodes 2874 amino acids. Gene Ontology annotation, molecular function: calcium ion binding. The record is from RefSeq and is a predicted model, not a curated record. The transcript has 64 exons. Lineage: Eukaryota; Metazoa; Chordata; Actinopteri; Esociformes; Esocidae.